This is a messenger RNA of Prosopis cineraria, 1193 nucleotides long. RefSeq names its product grpE protein homolog 2, mitochondrial-like. Gene Ontology annotation, biological process: protein folding; protein import into mitochondrial matrix. Bases 1 to 876 code for a protein of 291 amino acids. Gene Ontology annotation, molecular function: protein-folding chaperone binding; protein homodimerization activity; adenyl-nucleotide exchange factor activity. The record is from RefSeq and is a predicted model, not a curated record. The transcript has 5 exons. Lineage: Eukaryota; Viridiplantae; Streptophyta; Magnoliopsida; Fabales; Fabaceae. Gene Ontology annotation, cellular component: PAM complex, Tim23 associated import motor.
AUGAGAGUUAAUUGCACACGGAUUCCAGUUCAAGUCAAUUCGUUGUGGCCACCCAUAAAAGCAUCAUCUACUCCAAGAUGUGGAUUUUCUUCAUCUGCAUCUCCUGAACCCAAUGAAAAGGAACAGGGUAAUGCGAGUGCUGAUCCUGGAAAAACUAGUGAUGAAGCAAAUGUAAGUGAUCAGGCUGAAAAUUCCGAAGCUGCAAACCAAACCAAAGAAUCAGGUUUUGUCUCAGAAUCUCAGUCUGAGUCUGGCAAAAGGAGGAGAGCUACUAAACGAACUGCAUUUUCUGAUUCUGAUUCAGAUUCAGAGAGUGAAUGUGAUUUAUCCAGGGAUGAUUUAAGAAAGCUUGUAGCUGAGAAAGAACAGCUCUUGAAGUUGAAGCACAAAGAGAUUGAGAAAAUGCAGGAUAAGGUUCUACGUACUUAUGCAGAGAUGGAAAAUGUCAUGGACAGGACAAGGCGUGAAGCGGAGAAUUCAAAAAAAUUUGCUGUCCAGAAUUUUGCAAAGAGUCUACUAGAUGUUGCAGACAAUUUGGGGAGAGCUUCCUCAGUCGUAAAGGAAAGUUUUUCAAAAAUUGAUACAUUUAAAGACGCUUCUGGUGCAGUGCCAAUCCUUAAAACACUUCUGGAAGGUGUUGAAAUGACUGAUAAACAGCUAGCUGAGGUACUGAGAAAGUUUGGUGUAGAAAAAUUUGACCCUACGAAUGAACCAUUUGAUCCACACAGGCAUAAUGCUGUCUUCCAAAUCCCUGAUGGCACCAAACCUCCAGGCACUGUUGCAGCCGUUCUGAAGGCUGGAUAUAUGCUUUAUGAUCGAGUUCUUCGUCCAGCAGAAGUCGGUGUGACCCAAGCAGUGGAGGAAGAUAAAGACUGAUGAGGGCUCUGGAAAAAUGCAGAAAUGACUGAGUGGGACCUUAUUUGAUAUGGUUUGAGGUAUUUCAGUUUGAAGGAACAACUGAAAUCUGUACGUUUAGAAGCAUGUGAAUCUUCUCCUCCAGAUUAAAGGACUUUAUUUUCCACCACACAUUAGACUUAUUCUUUUGUCCUGAUCUUAGAAGAAGACUGGUAUUGUUUUGAAAUAAUCAGGCGCCAUUAUAUGGUUGAGAUUUUUGUUGUGUUGCUAUUUCAAGUUAUACAGAUUCAUUAAGUAGAGCUCUUUUGGCCUGGAUAGCCCCUCCAGGUGUCUUUCAA